Polyodon spathula (Mississippi paddlefish) is the source of this 4437-nucleotide messenger RNA. Its product is annotated as dual specificity protein phosphatase 8-like. The transcript has 7 exons. Gene Ontology annotation, molecular function: MAP kinase tyrosine/serine/threonine phosphatase activity; protein tyrosine/threonine phosphatase activity. The coding region runs from base 368 to 2347 and encodes 659 amino acids. NCBI's taxonomy places the organism in Eukaryota, Metazoa, Chordata, Actinopteri, Acipenseriformes, Polyodontidae. Gene Ontology annotation, biological process: protein dephosphorylation; negative regulation of MAPK cascade. The record is from RefSeq and is a predicted model, not a curated record. Gene Ontology annotation, cellular component: cytoplasm.
AGUAUUGCAAUAUAUCAUUAUAAUAAUUGUUGUGGCUUUUUGUCCGCAGUGCAUUUGUGACAUAAGCGAAUAAGCGCAGUGUUGCGCGUUAUUUUUUUUUCCUUAUUAUUAUUAUUUUUUUUUUUUUUCCAUAGAUCUCCUCCUAACCACGAUUUGCAUUAAACAUUAACAUACACAGUCAGUAUUGCAGAGGGCUGUAUGGUCUGUGGCAAUGAGAGCAGCAGCAACCAGACCAACGUGGAAAUAAAGGAGAGAUAUGAACCUGUGGACACAAUGAGCCCUCGAGUGUGAUCGUCCGCUCAGCCGCCUUUGUCCUACAGCCCCUCAUCGGAUCGCUCUGCUACUCCCGUCCCCUCACGAGACAGCCAUGGCUGGUGAGAAGGUACGUCGCAACGUGAUGGAUGCCCAGCGCUUGGCCAGCCUGCUGCAGCGCGGUGUGGAGCGCACGCUGGUCAUCGACAGCCGCACCUUCUCCGAAUACAACUCCUCCCACGUAUUGAACUCUGUCAAUGUGUGCUGCUCCAAACUGGUGAAGCGACGGCUCCAGCAGGACAAGGUGUCCAUCACUGAUCUCCUCCAGCCCAACUCCAAGAUCAAGAUGGAUGUGAAAAGGAAGCAGGAAGUGGUGGUGUAUGACCAGAGCACGCAGGAUGCCAGUCUGCUUGCCUCCGACAGCUUCGUCCUCAUCCUCCUGGGCAAACUGAACAGCAGCUUCCACCAGGUGUCGCUUCUCACAGGGGGCUUUGCUGCAUUUUCCUCCUGCUUCCCGGGGUUGUGUGAGGGAAAGCCAGCCGCCAUCUUGCCAAUGAGCAUCUCACAGCCUUGCUUGCCGGUCGCCAACGUUGGCCCCACGUGUAUCCUGCCACAUCUCUACCUGGGUUCACAGAAGGACGUCUUAAACAAGGAUUUGAUGGCACAGAAUGGCAUCACCUUUGUCCUGAAUGCUAGCAACUCAUGCCCGAAGCCGGACUUCAUCUCUGAGAGCCAUUUCAUGCGCAUUCCUGUCAACGAUAACUACUGUGAGAAGCUUUUGCCUUGGCUGGACAAAACCAAUGGGUUUAUUGAUAAAGCAAAGGUGUCCAAUUGUCGAGUGAUCGUGCAUUGCCUGGCUGGGAUCUCAAGGUCAGCUACCAUAGCCAUCGCCUAUAUCAUGAAGACCAUGGGCUUGUCCUCGGAUGAUGCAUACAGGUUUGUUAAAGACCGGAGACCCUCGAUAUCUCCCAACUUCAACUUCCUGGGGCAGCUGCUUGAGUACGAGAAGGACAUGAAGAAGCUGAAAGCCUGGUCCUCCAGUUCCAGCAAGCCCCAGCAGGAGAGGCAGGAGGUGGAGCCCGAGAAGGAGGAAGUGGAGACCGACAGCACCAACACCAACCAGAAGAACGGGCAUUUUACCUCAGGGGCUUCCGAAGCAAAGAAGGGCUCUGAGUCCCACCCCGAUCCAGAGAAAAGAGAGUCGAAGCUGGCCUCCCCCACCACGCUCCAGCAGGGUCUGAACGGCUUGCACCUGUCGGCCGAACGCAUCCUCGACACCAACCGGCUCAAGCGUUCCUUCUCCCUGGACAUCAAGUCUGCCUACUCCCCAAGCAAUUGUCCGCGGACGCCCACUGUCACGACUCCUAUGGACUCCGAAGAUGUCCCCAAACUUUAUAAGCUAGACAGCCCCAGCGGGAUCAAUGGAUUCUGCCAAUUCUCUCCGGUCCUUGAUAACCCCGGGGCGGCCGAGCCGAGCAGCGAGGCCAAGGUACGGCAGCGGAGAAAACCGAAGCAAAAUGGGAGUGCCGCGAGUCCAGUGUCUAGCUCCCCGGCCCACUCUUUAAGCUUGAACUUCAACAGGGCGGGCCCCAUGCACAGGAGCCCGAGCCUGGAUGACAAUCUGAAGACCUCGGUCUUGCUGGGCCUGGCCAACAGCCAUCAACCACUAGUAGGGUCCAACGGGAUGAAUGUGUGGAACAAGCACAGAGAAACGGUACAAGCCACAACCCCCAGCACUCCUACAGGCGAGAACCCUUGGUACUUUGGUACAGACUGUCAGCCUGCUCACGGGAGCAGCGGCAGUGGGAACUCCAUGCUGUUCGGCAGCAGCUCGACCUACACCUCGUUCAGCUGCAGCGGGCUCCCGAGCGGCUGUGAGGCAGUGCGGCUGCGGGACAAACCUCAGGAGCACCGAGACUCCAGGGGCAGCUGGCACGAGGACAGCAGCGGCACGGUGGACAAGCAGUUUAAGCGCAGAAGCUGCCAGAUGGAGUUUGAGGAGGGCAUCUCGGAGAACCGGUCCAGGGAAGACCUGGGCAAAAUAGGCAAACAGUCAAGCUUCUCCGGGAGCAUGGAAAUUAUCGAGGUCUCCUGACAGACGCGCAGAAGGAAGGGAACUAUUUAAUGGGGAAGGAUUUGGGGGGUAAGAGUGGGUGGGGUGAUUUAUUUAUACUUGUUUUGUUUUUAUGAUUUUUAAAAAGCAAAUGAACAGUCUUGAGCCUCUUGGCCUCUGAGUAUGCCAGGAAAAAGGGGAAGAAGCAGGGUUGCUAUGGUAAUCCACAACGGCCUCCACACAAAUAAAAUUUUUGCUGUACUGUUUCUUUGGGUUAUAUGGAUACCACACUGCCUCACAAUGCACACUAGAGUCAUGUGGUAUCCUGACCAUGGUAUACAGUGGUAUUUAAUUUAUGAAGGAUUCCUUGUUAAGGACAUUGAGGCCUGAGCUGACUUGUUCAUUAUUUGGUGAAACCGCGAUACGUACUGUAGCACAGUGCAGUACAAAGUGAGUGUUCCACAAUUUGACACGAGUUCACCAUUCUAAUUGGGCUUUUGUGUUUUAAAAGCUAAACAACAGCCACUCCUUUUUAUGAAUCAAGUUUAUCAAGUUUAUUCUGAGCAUGCUCAAAGCAGUGGGUUCCAUUUCAACAACGUGCUGCCGAGUCGCAGUGUCAAGCUUUAUUUGAAAUAUAUAUGGUAAAUUAUUUUACUGCAAUUUUAACUGACUUUUAAUAUUUCCUCCAGUAUAGUUUUAAUUUAAUUUAUUUUAUCUGUUCAUUCUGGCAAUGAGAAAUAAUAUAAUAUUGGUGGACUUUUUUUUUCCUUUUUCUCUCUCGCUCAUCCGUUUUACUGUAUGUGGUAUUUAUGAAAAACAAAAAACAUACAAAUUUCAAGCAAUACAAGGCAUAUAUGGGUUUUUAUUUCUGUCUGUGUCAACCCUGUAGACUUAGGGAAACAUCUGCCAUUAAAUGCACUUUGUUCUUCUCUAAGAAUCUUGAGCCACAUUCAGUUAACACUUGGAGCUGGCACAAUUGCAUACCCCAGACUCAAUGACAGAAUGGAAGCUUUACGUGUAGAAACUCAAGCUGCUGCCAGUGUGUUCAGUCAGUGGUACUAUUGGCUUCCCAAGCCAAGCAGUAACCUUGCCUCAGUUUUCACUAUCUUUGGAAACCCAUUCUAUUGCUGGGGUCUAAUCAGAAUGUUCCAAGCUAUGGUGAGGAGGACACACGUUUAUACCAUAUGAAUAUUUUGCAGCAUCAGAGCAUUGAUUGAGUUGAAUUUUUGUUGAUUUAUUCAAUGUCAUGUCCAUUCUAUGGUAUGACUACCAUCUCAUUCAGUUGAUUUUUUAUUUCAUUUUCUAUUUUUUUAUCCAUUUGGUAAACCUCAAUCUCUGUGGUAUAACCGUACUACACAAUGGCUUGCAGUAUGAAGCUGUUCAAGGCUUCAGACCGCUUCAAACGAGACUUGAUGCUGAUCCACACCCUUAGAUUGCAUGUUCUAAUCUGAUUACCCAAAGACGUGCUGAAUGUAGUCUCAGAGCAAGCAGGAAUAGGUCUCCUUUUAAUGGAACAAUCAGUACCCAAGUCAGUGUUCUGAAGUCUGCCGUUUUUCUUAGACACGAAAAAGGCAGACGCUCACUUUAGCCAUUAUUGCUACAUUAGUAACAUAAAGCAAAGUAAUUUCUAGAACAGUAAGCAAAUUCGAAGGGUGUUAACAGUCCAUUUGCAUCCCCCACUGCAGGCCAUGUGAUGUCCUCCAAGCCACACCUCUCAGUUCCCAUAGCAACAAGCUAUUUGAGGCCAUUUUGAAAAUUUUAAAGGGGGGAGGUUCAUUGGUGGGGUGGUAUCCAAUUAAAGUCACGACCCACAAAAAAAAAAAAAAAGGGUACAGACCCCUUCCCACCCCCUCAAAAGUACCCCAGCAAUGCGUUUCAUUGGGUGCUCCCAGUCACAACGCCUUCACAAGUAUUGGAAGUUCAGGUUCCUUAAUCCAAUGGGAUUGAUUCCUACUCUGCAAUGUUAUUGAUUCUCUAUGAUGGUUUUUCCUAAUUGUAACUUUGAACUUUUUUUUCUAAUGGAUGCUGUCAGCAAACAUCCCACCUUAUGUGCUCCUACUUUCAACAGAAGCCGUAAGACUACUCUUUUUCUUUCUGUUUCUUAUUUUUUAAUUAUUAUUAUUAUUAUUAUU